AUGGAUUUGGGAAAGGACCAAUCCCACUUGAAACUCCAUCAGACACCUAAUCCUCAUCAAGAAGAGAACCAUGUUCCAGAAGUCAUUGGAACUUGGAAUUUGCGAAACAGAGAGCAACUCAGAAAAAGAAAAGCUGAAGCACAAGAGAAGCAAAAUUUGCAAUGGCAUUUUGGGUAUAAGAAAAAAUACAAGCGGCGAAGGACAGGAAAAGGAAAUAAAAGAGGCAGAAAGAGACAACAAAAUACAGAACUGAAGGAGGAACCUCAGUCACAAUUUAAAAAGGACAUGAUGGAGAAAGCACUGGCACCUAUGGAGAAAGAAACUGAACCGCCUAGGAGUAUAACUGAAGUGCUGUCUCUGGUAGCCUCUCCCAAAAAAGUUGUGCUUGAGAGACAAUUUUCUGCAGUGGAUCAAGAAAGCAUUAUACAUCAGGAAAAUUCUUCUGAGUUACAAGAAACAGUGGUACAAAACCAUCCUUCUGAAACAUGCCAAGAUGUGGCUGAACCUGAAGCCCUCUCUCCUAAAAUAUGCCAAAAAAUGGCUGUACUUCAAGGCCAUCCUUCUAAAAUGUGUCCAGAUAUGGCUGAACCUGAAGCCCUCUCUCUCACAAUGUGCCAAGAAACAGCUGUAUUUCAAAACCAUCCUUCCGGAUUGUGCCCUGAUACGGCUGAACCUGAAGCCCUCUUUCCUAAAAUGUGCCAAGAAACAGCUGUAGUCAAAGUCCUUCCUUCUAAAACACCUGAAGACAUAGCUGACCUGGAAGGAUGCUCUCUUGAAGCAUUCCCCAAACCAGGUAUGCCUAAAGGGUAUGCUCUUGAAACAUACCAAAAAAGAGCUGAACCUGAGGAAUAUAAUUCUGAACCAGAUCAAGGAAUGGCUGAGGUUGAAAGCUUCUUUCCUAAAACAGAAGAAAUAGAUGUGCCUAAAGACCUUUCUACAAAAACACACCAAGAAACAGUUGAACCUGAAUACUUCUCUUAUGAAACAUAUAAAGAAAUUGCUGUGCCUAAAGCAUCCUCUCAUAACACAGUCCAAGAAAUGCCUGCUCCUGAGGAAUAUCCACCUGAAAUAUAUCAAGAAACACCUGGGCCUGAGGACUGUUCACCUGAAAUAUACCAAGAAACACCUGGACCUGAGGAUUGUUCACCUGAAAUAUACCAAGAAACACCUGGGCCUGAGGAUUAAACACCUGGGCCUGAGGAUUGUUCACCUGAAAUAUACCAAGAAACACCUGGGCCUGAAGAUCUUUCUACUAAGGCAUAUAAAAAUAAGGAUCUGCCUGAAGAAUGCUUUCCAGAACCAUACCAAGAAACAGGUGGGCCCCAAGCACACCAGGAGGAUGCUAAGGAUGUUUAUACUUUUCCUCGAGAAGUGAGAGAAAAACCCAAAGCAGAAGAACCAGAGACACCAGCAAUUCCAAACGUUCCUCAAGAAAUUCAUCCAGAAAAUGAUGUCUUUAGUUAUGUUUUGUUUUAA
Leptonychotes weddellii (Weddell seal) is the source of this 1476-nucleotide messenger RNA. Lineage: Eukaryota; Metazoa; Chordata; Mammalia; Carnivora; Phocidae. The record is from RefSeq and is a predicted model, not a curated record.